AGACAGCACAAUCUCUGUUGUAAAAGGUCAGCUAUACCUUUCCUCCUGGCUCUGACCAAGUUCCCUCUCCACAGCUGGGUCAGCUUUACUUCAAAGGGAGGAGGACUUUGCUGCCCGUGCACAGGUGUCUGGGGACAGAUGGAGGCUGUGGGUUACUUACUAUGCAGGAUCUGGCUGCUUUUCUUGCUGUUCUGGCUGGGACAAGGGAGGCAGAUGGCUCCCCCAGGUUUUGUAGAGAGCAGUUGCCGUUCCAGGAUUUUUUGGAUGAAACUAAAUAACCUCUUGCUCCAGGGAAAGUUCUUCCAGCUGGAAAUCAAUGAUCCUUAUGCUGGCCCCGUUCUGCUGGAUGAGAAACUAGCAUCUCGCUGUGGCUAUGUCCUGUCAGAAGACGUGUGGGGCAACCCCGUCUUCCGCGCGUCAGUGCUUGGCUGUCAUGUGGCCAACGAGGCAGAUGAGCUGUUUUCACUGACUGUGAACAUCAAGAUCUCCUCAUUUUCAAGCAUGAGGGCAGCUGUGACCUACACCUACCCUAUGUACUGCUCCUACUCUUCCUGGGCUUCAAGAGAAAUUGUAUGUGAAGAAAACUACAUGGAGGUGUCAGUGAAGACUGAUGUCCCUGCAGUUUCAAAUGACUACACCGUAGCGUGGAUGUCAGCCCUGCCAGAGACUCAAAAUGUUGCAUACCAGCUAUGGCAACUGAUGUUUGUUUCUCCAUCAGGGAGAAAAAGAAUAAUGGUAAGCGAUGCAGCAAAACUGGGCUACAGCUUCAAUAAUACGCUGUCCCGAGUGUACCUCCGUGCGCCCUAUCACAGCAACGAGUCUCACGUCAGCGUGGUCAGUGGUGUAAAUAUGAACAUGGUCACUUCUACUUCCAUGUACAGGCAGCGGUGGCUGCUUUUGCUGAUUGACACAACUGUAUCCUGUCCUGUUGAUGGCAUCAGUUUCACUGACACUACACUAACAUGGACUGUGCCAAGUGUUAUCCCCACAUUAGUGGUUCAAGAAUCCACCUUUCUGUCUAAAAACAUUUUAAUGGGAGUCGAUGAUCAAGUCAUAGUACACCCGGAGGAGAAGAACUACUUACUGGAGCACAAUGAGACACACAUCAGAAUAACUAUCCCUAUUGGAGCAGAAGGAGGCAAGCUAAAGAGCUCCAUAUCUGGUGGUGUAUAUGGAGUCAUCUACAGUAUUGACUUGUUUUUGGAGCACACGUGGACAGAUGCAGAUUGGCAAACCACGAAGUAUACUGUCAUCAAAUCCAUCACCACACCUUUCAUGCCACAAAUACCAACAGUUAUCAACAAUACUCUGCCAGAGGAAAGGCUAUUUAAUGUUGCAUUUGGACACUUUCUUUCCGAUGUCUCUCUGGUGGCAAUCGCAAUAGGAAAUGUGCCAUUUACCCUGAGGGAAGCACAGCACCAGGGGUUUAAGAUUUAUGAAACUCCCUUUUCUAAUAGAACGAAAGGAUUUAUCCUGGAAGUCUCUUUUGAUGAUUCAUAUGUUCUAAAGGAGUAUGUGAAUAGAAAUGAAACAAAAUAUACCCUCCUCGUUAACUACACUAUGAGCGUGGGUCCGGAGAUGACACUCUAUUAUCAUUCAGCAGAGGUGGAAUGUGUGAUUGCUGAUAUCGAACUACCAGAAGCAGUUGGUUACUGUGAUGAAGAAAAUCUGUAUCUAGCCAUCCCUACUUUUGGCUUGCACCAGUAUUGGAACCUGUAUCUUCAUAACAAGCUCCUGAACCGGCACGUUGCACUUACCAAUGGGUAUCUUGCAGUUACCAAUUCUACACACUUGAUCUUGCAAAUACCUCUGUUCGCUGUGGGAGUUAUCUAUGAGGUACAUGAACUGUAUAGCAAUGCCUUCUUUAAAGCACCUCGUGAGAAGAUUCAAUUUUUAAUGAGCUUCCCAUAUGCACAGUUUGAAGGUGAUCACAUUAUUUAUGAAAAUGAAAUCUCUUAUGAAAAGGAGACUCUUCCAGGACAGAGCAUACCGACAAUCACAAGAGAUCCAGACUACAGACUAACAGUCUUGUGCUACUAUCGAGCAAAAGAGACCCUAGUGCUAGGUGCCUUCGCUAGUGAUCCGUCCACAUCACCUCCCUUUGGCUCCGGUACGAUGGUACCAAGAUCAAAUAUUGCAGAUGAAUCUUUCACGGAAUUCUAUGAGCCCAACAUGGCAAUACUCAAGCGACCUGUGGAGCCUGUGUUUCUCGAGGUGGAGCUGAAAGACGAGAGCCCCAGCACUGAGUUAUACCUGGAAAACUGCUGGGUAACCAGGUCUUUAGACUUCAACAGCACCCCAAGAUGGAACAUCACUGUGGAUGGGCAAGUAGUUAUUGAAUGA
Molecule: messenger RNA, 2343 nt
Organism: Aptenodytes forsteri (emperor penguin)
Lineage: Eukaryota; Metazoa; Chordata; Aves; Sphenisciformes; Spheniscidae
Exons: 16
Coding region: 139-2343 (734 amino acids)
Source: RefSeq, a predicted model, not a curated record